AUGGUUGCAUUGCGUGUGUUUGCUCUUCUUUUGCUGAUCACCGAGGCGCUGGUCACCAAGGAACGCGAUUUCUUGAUGAAGAAAGACUACAAGACGACCUUCAUAUCACUGGGCUGGUCGGAAAAUGCCACCAUUUUUGACAUCAGCAAACUGAAACUGAAGGGCCGUGAACACACGUUGAAUGGAACCUUUGAUCUGUCAGAGGAUUUGGACAAUGAGCACUACACCUUUGUCGGCGACAUGUGGAAUGAUGUUAAUGGUGACGGGAACUACAAGUUGUGCCCAUUUGAAAUACGAAAGGAUACCGUCUGCAAGACUUACAAGUCCUAUCGGCGCUACUUGAAAGAAAUGGGAGAGAGGCCAGGCACCUUGGCCCCUGGCUCCGGAAUGGCAGAACAACAGGACCCGGAACAGCCGGCGGCAAUGAGCUGA
Drosophila kikkawai is the source of this 432-nucleotide messenger RNA. RefSeq lists its product as uncharacterized. The record is from RefSeq and is a predicted model, not a curated record. NCBI's taxonomy places the organism in Eukaryota, Metazoa, Arthropoda, Insecta, Diptera, Drosophilidae.